AUAAAAUAUUAUGCGAAGAAGUUAUCUAGCUAGUCUAAGAAAGAUCGAUGGUUUCUUUCCACGUACUUACAGGUGCCUAAAAUACAUUGAAGAGAAAACAAAAAGUGAGAGGAAAACCAACAGUAACAUUGAAGUAACUCAUUAAAAACUCAAAGCUUUUUCAUGUCACAAAAAAUCACUUCUACUUGUCACAUGUAAACAUCUUGGUUGCUUAAAAUAUGACAAUAUCAAGGGGAAACUUGCUUUCUUAUAUACUGGUUUCUAUAAUCAGGAUUUAAGGUUAAAAUUAAGUUCCUUUUUGGUCAUUAUUGACGAUGUCAAACUGUAUGCACAUCAGUUACUUCCCACUGAUCUGCACAGUAACCCGAACAAAGAAGGGGAGAUCACUUCGUCGAGUGUGUGAUGAUGCGUCGUUAACGACGUCAUUUAAAAUUACGCAUAAACGAUUAUGACGUCAUUACGUUAACGACCAUAUCACUUAACGACUUCAUUUUGAUAAGAACUGCAGCUGAUUUGAGGAAAAAACAAGAAACUAUUAGAAUGGACACAAUAUAUCAGCCUACAUUUGUUUUUUCGCGGAACGGAACACUGAUAACCAAUCGGUUUGUUGAGUUUCGGAAGUUGUGUGCAACUUUUGCGGAUGAUAUUACAAAAGGACGAGAUCCAACAGCGAAAAUAUUAACCAGGAUUACACAAUUCCCACCUCUCAGAGGUGUCCCCCUUUUAAACGAGGCAUUUGAUUUACUGAAGGAUUCUGCGUUUGAAUACCAUAUGUCACGUGACAAGGGUAACAUUGACCAUUGGCUUGAACUACAUGACCAAGGAGAUUCAAAGGGUUCGAACCCUUCAUUAAACAAUUUGAGGAGAAUAAGACAGAAAGAUGAUGCGUUCUUACCUAAAAAAGAAAUGACCACAUGUACGAAAGUGUUCCGGAAAUUGUCACAGAUCUGCCAUAAACACCAGCAAGCACUUGAAUCCUUAACGGAUGCUAUUAAGGAAUACAAGGAAUUGGACCGGAAGUGUAUGGAAGCAUACAGACAGAUGAAUGCAGCAGCCGACAAUUUCAACGAGUAUGCUAACGAUGUCGACAGCCAAAAUUGCUUUAAAGAAGCUAGCUUUGAAGCACACAAGGUUUAUAUUCAGAUGACAAAAGAAUAUAUCACGUGCAAAGAAAAGUCCAAGCUGGCAUUAGAGAAGAUGUACCCUCUGUACAAAACAGAAAAACAAAUCAGAGAGGAGCGUAUGAAUAAGUUAGACAAGGAU
Ruditapes philippinarum (Manila clam) is the source of this 1263-nucleotide messenger RNA. RefSeq lists its product as uncharacterized. The record is from RefSeq and is a predicted model, not a curated record. NCBI's taxonomy places the organism in Eukaryota, Metazoa, Mollusca, Bivalvia, Venerida, Veneridae.